AUGACAGGUCAGUCAGCUAAAGCUCAAGAUGAUAUGUAUAAGGAAGCGAAGAGCUCAUAUUUUGAUUUACCAGCACUGGAUGUGUCUGUUGCAUUUCCCCAAGCCACAUCGGCAUCUAUAUUUCCUCCCUGCACUUCAGACUAUUAUCAGUUCAAUGAUCUAUUGACUCCUGAGGAGCAGGCCAUCAGAAUAAAAGUGAGAGAGUGUAUGGAAAAAGAAGUAGCUCCAAUAAUGACCAAGUACUGGGAAAAGGCGGAAUUUCCAUUUGAAAUCAUUCCAAAACUUGGUGCCCUGAGUAUUGCUGGUGGGACGAUCAAGGGUUAUGGGUGUCCAGGUCUCUCUAUUACUGCUAGUGCUAUUAUUGCAGCAGAAUGUGCUAGAGUUGAUGCCAGCUGCUCUACUUUCAUUUUGGUGCAUUCUUCUUUGGCAAUGCUUACUAUUGCACUGUGUGGAUCGGAAACACAAAAGCAGAAAUAUUUACCGUCAUUGGCCCAACUUAACACUGUAGCUUGCUGGGCUUUGACUGAGCCAGACUAUGGAAGCGAUGCAAGUGCUUUGAAAACCACAGCAAUUAAGGUCUCAGGAGGUUGGAUCCUUGAAGGUCAAAAGCGCUGGAUAGGAAACAGCACUUUUGCAGAUGUAUUGGUUAUUUUUGCUCGGAACACUUCCACAAACCAGAUAAAUGGGUUCAUAGUAAAGAAGGAUGCCCCUGGAUUGCAAGCUACUAAAAUAGAAAACAAAAUUGGCUUGCGGAUGGUUCAGAAUGGAGAUAUUCUUUUGAAGAAAGUUUUUGUCCCUGAUGAGGACAGAUUACCUGGUGUCAAUUCUUUUCAGGAUACAAACAAGGUCCUUGCUGUUUCACGGGUCAUGGUCGCCUGGCAACCAAUAGGAAUUUCAAUGGGUGUCUAUGAUAUGUGUCACAGAUACUUGAAAGAGAGGAAGCAGUUCGGAGCUCCAUUGGCAACUUUCCAAAUAAACCAACAGAAACUAGUUCAAAUGUUGGGUAAUGUUCAAGCAAUGAUUCUUGUUGGUUGGCGCCUUUGCAAGUUGUAUGAGAAGGAUAAAAUGACUCCUGGUCAUGCUAGCUUGGGGAAGUCAUGGAUUACCUUGAGGGCCAGGGAGACUGUUUCUCUUGGACGUGAAUUGCUUGGUGGCAAUGGAAUUUUGGCGGACUUUCUAGUCGCAAAGGUCCUUGCUGUUUCACGGGUCAUGGUCGCCUGGCAACCAAUAGGAAUUUCAAUGGGUGUCUAUGAUAUGUGUCACAGGUAUCAUAACAAAGAAAUGCUCUACUUUUGGCAAGAUAUUACAUGGGGGAAAUACUUGAAAGAGAGGAAGCAGUUCGGAGCUCCAUUGGCAACUUUCCAAAUAAACCAACAGAAACUAGUUCAAAUGUUGGGUAAUGUUCAAGCAAUGAUUCUUGUUGGUUGGCGCCUUUGCAAGUUGUAUGAGAAGGAUAAAAUGACUCCUGGUCAUGCUAGCUUGGGGAAGUCAUGGAUUACCUUGAGGGCCAGGGAGACUGUUUCUCUUGGACGUGAAUUGCUUGGUGGCAAUGGAAUUUUGGCGGACUUUCUAGUCGCAAAGGCAUUCUGCGAUUUGGAACCAAUUUACACGUAUGAAGGCACCUAUGACAUCAACACAUUGGUUACAGGAAGGGAGAUUACUGGUGUUGCUAGUUUCAAGCCGGCUGCAUCCACCCAACGGAGCCGCCUGUAAUGCUGUUAACUCAAUUUCUUUGGGUUACUUGGGAGCUUUUUUGUUGUGAAUUAUGCCCCACAUUAGUUGGGAUAGCUGGUAUGUUACAGUUGUUGAAUCAAUAAUCAUGCUGAAUCCCGAAUAAAGGAUCGACAAAAAUGGAAGUGUUGUAACGCUAUUUAUCAUCCAUUAGUGAUGUUAUGUGCCACUAAGUUCAUCAACCCGACUCAAAUGGUUUGGACGACCUAAUUUUAUCAGAUAUUUAUGAUUCGAUUUGCAUUACAAUCAUACAAUCCGAUGCAGGUUCAGGAGGGAUUGAAUAGGGCUGUUAAUUGAGAAAAGUUAU
Molecule: messenger RNA, 2038 nt
Organism: Ilex paraguariensis (yerba mate)
Lineage: Eukaryota; Viridiplantae; Streptophyta; Magnoliopsida; Aquifoliales; Aquifoliaceae
Source: the annotation of a GenBank genome assembly